UGAAAGAAGAGCUUCCUCUUCCCCUUCUGACUUAACUAUAGAAAGCAACGCAGUCUGCAACUUGUAAGGAGCUGGAAAGACACAGCUGCGGUCGGCUGAUGUACAGCUCAGGACGCCCUUGGCCGAAGGCACAGAAAUGUAGUUCUGGCGGCCUGCUGCGCAGGCGCACAUACUGGUUUGGGAUCUGCGUUGCCCUACACGCGACCGUGCUCUUAUUUUUCUGUAGAACUGAUGAUGGAUACAAUGUAUUUCACAUAGUGGAGACAGAUUAUGAUAGCUAUGCUAUAUUUCAGCUCAGGAAUUUCAAGAGUGAAGAAAGCUUUCAACUGCUGGAGCUCUAUGGCCGAGAACCAGAUGUGAGUCCGGAAAUCAAGAAAAGGUUUGAAGAAUUUAGUAAAGAAAAUGGAAUCGGUGAGCAGAACAUAACAGACCUGACCAACGUUGAUCGCUGUCUCCAGGCCCGGGAUGGAAAGUAGCCUAAGCCCCCAGUGCUGAGUGAACGCUUCCCCACCUGGACUCUGCACCAUCUCUUCCUCAUCUGCGCCACCUGCUGACAAGCUCUGUGACCCGAGUCCCACCGCACUCACACCUGAAGGUGUCAUCUGGCAUCUCCAGAUCUUCCCUGAUCGCCCAGGAGGGUUUCUCAGCUCACCAACAAGCAAAGCUUUUCUCUAAAUUUCUCUGAUUGCCAGACCUAGGGCAACUGUGUACGGAUAAGAGCUUUCUCUGCCUGUUCAAUAAAUGAUUAGCCCUGCA
Molecule: messenger RNA, 756 nt
Organism: Chinchilla lanigera (long-tailed chinchilla)
Lineage: Eukaryota; Metazoa; Chordata; Mammalia; Rodentia; Chinchillidae
Product: major urinary protein 5-like
Exons: 5
Coding region: 99-476 (125 amino acids)
Molecular function (GO): small molecule binding; odorant binding
Source: RefSeq, a predicted model, not a curated record